Triticum dicoccoides is the source of this 1170-nucleotide messenger RNA. Its product is annotated as enoyl-CoA delta isomerase 2, peroxisomal-like. Lineage: Eukaryota; Viridiplantae; Streptophyta; Magnoliopsida; Poales; Poaceae. The transcript is spliced from 2 exons. The coding region runs from base 128 to 862 and encodes 244 amino acids. Gene Ontology annotation, cellular component: peroxisome. Gene Ontology annotation, biological process: fatty acid beta-oxidation. Gene Ontology annotation, molecular function: delta(3)-delta(2)-enoyl-CoA isomerase activity. The record is from RefSeq and is a predicted model, not a curated record.
CCGCUGCCCGACGAGGCGCGAGUGUUAAAUCCGCACGCAACCCCCGCGCCCCGUCAGACACACCAACCACCACCUCCUCCGAGGCACGAAGUCCACCACGCCCCCGCCCCGCAGCCGGCCGGCGACGAUGUGCACCCUGGAGCGGCGCGGCCGGGUCUUCGUCCUCACCCUGACGGGCGAGGACCAGCACCGGCUGGGCCACCCGCUCAUCGCCGCCAUCCGCUCCGCGCUGGCCGAGGUCCUGGCCGCGGCCCAGGCCCAGCCGCAGGGCCCGGGGGCGGCCCUGGUGACGGUCGCCGAGGGCCGCUUCUUCUCCAACGGGCUCGACAUCGGGUGGGCGGGCACCUCCCGCGCGCGGCUCGGGGAGCUCGUCGACGCCCUCCGCCCCGUCGCCGCCGACCUGCUGGCCCUCCCCAUGCCCACCGUCGCCGCCGUCACGGGCCACGCCUCCGCCGCCGGCUUCCUCCUCGCGCUCUGCCACGACUACCGCGUCAUGCGCGCCGACCGCGGCGUGCUCUACAUGAGCGAGGUCGACAUCGGCCUCCCCCUCCCGCCCUACUUCGUGCACGUGCUCCGCGCCAAGAUCUCCCAGGCGCAGGCCCUGCGGGACGUGGUGCUGCGCGGGAAGAAGCUCCGGGCGCCCGAGGCCAGGGAGAUGGGCGUCGUCGACGUCGUCUGCCCCGGCGCCCCCGAGACCGCCGCCGAGGCCCUCAAGCUCGCCGAGCAGCUCGCCGCCAGGAAGUGGGACGGCGCCGUGUACGCGUCGAUUAGGAUGUCCAUGUUCCCCGAUGCGUGCAGGGCCGUCGGGAUCGCCGUGGAGAGCGACGAGGAGAAGAGCAGGCACUUCGCCUCCAGGCUCUGAUCAGGACACAGAUUGGAGAUUGCGCUAUUGGGCUGAAGCCAAAUUAUAUUCCUAUGCUUUGGAUGAUAGAUGCCGUAAGAAUCUGCCUAGUUUGAGCAGUACUUGUAGUACUCCAGAGUAGCUUCGAUCUGAUUGAGGUCAUCACAAGAUGCAGCUAGAGGGCUCACUCGAAUUGUCCUCACCAUUUUGUUUUGUUUGUAUAAUUCUAGUUAGAGAUGAAGCCUCUUCAGAUGUGGGUACCCAAGCUAUUAGAUGUGCUAAACUAACACUCUGUACAGCCUUGUGAAAUCUGAAUACGAGUGCAUGAA